UCCAGCAUCCUCUCGAGUCCUCCGCUCUAUUGGCUGAACAAUUCUUCCUUUCGACCGGCCGAUGUGAGGGAUCUUAUUAUCGUUCUGGCAUGCAUAACCGCUAGACGUGCCUUAAUCAUGAGCUUCAUAAAAUCAGUGCCUUACUCGCCGGCGAUAGGGCCGUGUACUACAUCUGACUCAACACUAUAUCCCGAAUUCUACACUUGUGGUCCUGGUGGUGAAACAUUUUACGUUUAUGAGUCUUAUACACCUGACAGUUCGGAGAUUAACUCACCACCACCUGUUAACUCACCAGAGAAUGGAUUGGUGACCACCAGGUUAGAAGCUGGAUCUGUACCCCCUGUUAAAAAACGUCGUGUGACAGCGAAUAAAAAAGAACGCAGGAGGACUUUGAGCAUAAAUCUUGCUUUUAUGAACCUCAGAAAAUGUAUACCAAAUGUGCCGGUGGAUACCAAGCUUAGCAAAAUCAAAACUUUACGUUUAGCAAUUAGCUAUAUUGGACAUUUAUGCCAAAUUCUGGAGGAAGGAAAAUCCGGAGUUUUCCAAGCUGAUUUUGGUAAAUGCUCUGAAGUCAUCAAUGGCAGACAAAAGAAUGCUGAUAUGGCAUCUCCAACGACAAGCAAUGCAAACGAAAGACGAACAAGUGGAAGAACAGGAUGGCCUCAGCAUGUCUGGGCACUGGAAUUAAAAACUGAAAAUCCUUCUUAAAUUUCUAAGAGAAAGCAGAUCAUUAUGAGUUGUACAGUCCCCGAAUUAAUCUGGAAGUGUAGCAGUUGAUAAAAACUUCUUUAAAAAAGAGCUCAAAUACCAUGAAACGGAGAAAAAAAAAUAGAACUUUUGUCAACACUAAAAUUUUGUAAACUGCUACCAUUUCGGAGAUGUUUUGAGCUUAUAUUUACUUAUUACUAGUUUAUGCAUCUAAAAUAAUAUCACCGGAUAAAAAAACUAGUCAUUCUAAUAGAAAUCAUGCCCAGCAUCAUUUAAUAUCGUAUGAUGUCUGUUUUGUCUAUGAUGUUUGUAAACCUAUGAUGUUUGCUUUUUCUUAUUACGAGUUGAACCCGUUCACUAAGGUGUCCAUUAACACGCAUUUGCACGCUUACUUUGUAAAUGGUUUGUUGUUUUUAGUUAACCUCUUAAUUAUGAGUGAACUGUUAAUACCCUAUUGUCGAAGAAAACAACACUAAAGUUCAUUGAAGUGGACUAAUAUGUAACUGGUUUCUUGAACUUUCAAGAACCCUUUUACAUUUCGAGUCAUCUGCAAAGUAUCCUGCCUCUUGAAGGCUAUAGAUAAUGUAUGAGACACAUUGGAAUAGCAGGUAAAAUGCCGAAAUCAUUAUCUCCCCAAUUCUGUUGAUUAGCGUGAUCAAAUUCUCAGCGAGUUGGUUGAACUGGUGCAAAACCCAGUAGGCACACUUUAAAAAACAAAAUCCAGAUAAUUCACGAAUGCGAAAGUGAAGUUACAAAGUAAUAAAUGAUGCUUUUCGUGAUUUCUUUUUAGGUAACUAAAUUUUUGUCCGUUGAGAUUACUUUUAGAUGCAAGGUAACUACAUUCACGAAUUUAUGAUGCAAAGAUAAACCAAAGAGUUAUUUAUGUAAUAUAGAACUACUAGAAGACGCAUGAACGUUGAAGACUGAUAUUUUACGUUAAGAGAAAACAUUGAAUAACAUAUGUCAAUGUAUGAUGGCCUUCAAUGAAUCCCCCUCCCUCCCCCUAAUCACAUAGUUAUUAAUGACUGCUUAACAAACUUUCACUUUAAUCGUUUUUCAUUUUUCUUAUUACGUAUUGGGAAAAAUUGCAUGAAUAUAAAUUUCCCUCUUUUUUGUUAAUUAUUUUUACAAAAUAAGAUCAAGAAGCAAUAUAAGGGUUUAACUAUAAAGUUAUUUUUCAUUAACUAACUUUAUAUUCAAAAUAUUAUAGAAGCAUAGUAUCCUUUGUGUAAUUUAAGAAUUAUGAUUAAUGUAGCACUUAUAUGAGUAAAACAUUGCUAUAAACUUUCAAAAACACCAUAUGCUAGGAAACUAAAGUAAUAUGGUUAUGUUGCUUGCACAGUGGACAAAAAAAAAAGAAAAAAGAUCGGAUUCUUAUAUAAAGUUUAAGAAUUCAUAAUAGUUUGGGAUGCAGUGUUAAUAUAUAAUAGUUGAAAAGCACAUUUUAGGUCCACAAAUUUACGAGUUACAUUUAUUAAUUUUAUUUCUUUCUGAUAGGCGUCACAUUUUGCGAUUAGCAGACUCUCGACAUAAUUAAACGAUCAAGAAUCCGAAUUCAUCGGAAAUAUCGAUAUCUCAAAAUGUGUAGGACUUUAUAGAUUGUUCGUUAACUAAUUGUUAAGGAACGUUAUUUAAGGUGGGCUUUGCGAACUAAUAAAAUUCUCUUGUUCGCUGUACCUGUAAUAUUAUCAGGUUAUCUUUUCCCUUUAAAUGUCAUUGCCUGUUAAAAUUAGUUUGAUAAUUUUCACUACUCAUCAUGUUAUUUUACUCGCAUGAGUCACUUUGUUGAAGGGGUGGUAAGUAAUGUGAAAAGGCACAAGCCAAGUACCCUUAACCUUGCAUAACUAGUGAAAAUAAACUUAUGUGACUUACGUACACUAUUAUAUUAAAAAUUGACUAUGUCUUACCAAAUGACUCUACUUUUGCACUAGCAAUUAAAUUAACAGUAAACUUUUUUUUUUAUCUCUGUAACGAUACGAGAAACAUUUUUUUUAUAGAAAGGCAGAACAUCCACAGUUUAAUAAGUGCAAUGCACAAAAAAGCAGGACAUCAACAAUUUAUUAAGUGUAACGUAGAAAAAAGCAGGACAUCCACAAUUUAAUAAGUGCAAUGCUUUUUGUGUUUUCUCGUCAAAUUUUCUGCUCCAUAAAUUUUUUUUAAUGUAAGUCGAAUUCCCUCUCCCUUUUACGUAGUUAAAGACGUAACAGUGGACAUUAUAGAUAGUCUCCUUAGGUGGGAACACAAUCACAUUAUACUCAUAAAGCAGUGUACAAUCACUUUAUUAUUUCCCUCUCCCUUUUAUGUAGUUAAAGACGUAACAGUGAACAUUAUAGAUAGUGUCAUUGGGUGGGAGCACAAUCACAUUAUACUCAUAGAGCAGUGUACAAUCACUUUAUUAUUCCGUUAUGUAGUACAUACAAGGUUAAAUUGACUUUACUUGCGAUGCUGUAUUUUUUCAGUGAUAUUCUGCUAGACUCUGAAGUAAAAAAAAUAUAGAAUUCUUGUUUAAAAAAAAGAUUAUUACUUGUAUGGUUGUAUACUCGGUAGCAGGAACCCUCUAUCAUGGCAGAGGGCUUCGCAGAUUAUUACAGCAUCUGAAGAUUGUUUUUCAUACAAGUUUUCUUUUGAUUUUUAAAAAGCACACAAACAUAUGAGGAAAAUUGCUGAUUCUUCUUUUUUUGAAACAUCUCUAAACUUGUUUCCAAUAAAAAUAAAAAUGCUGAAUUGAGAGAACACCGCAAUGAACAAAAAGUAAAAGCAAUUUUUCUGUUACUUGAUUACAGGCUUCUAGGAACAGCUGUAUAGAAAUUUAUUCCAUAUAUAUAUUUUUUGUAGUACAAUUGCAUAAAAUUCAACAAAGUUUAAAUAACAAAGUUCAGAUGUAUAAUUUUAAACACAGAGAAAAAAAUUCUGGAAAAAUUACCGUGUUUUAUGGUUACAUUUCUGACAUUACGACAUUACAUUUUGCUAUUUGUUAGAUUAAACUAAAUUUGUGCAAUAAUAAUCUCUGUCUAAUUGCGUUGAGGUCGCAGCAGACAAAUUUGGAUUUAUGAUGUUGUUAGUACUGCAGAUUUCCUCUGUACAUUUUGCUGCCGGGGUUGUGUAAUAUUUGUGUGCUCAAUGUUAUUCAAUAGAGCUCAUAAGAAAAUUUUUGUGCAAAUUUGCACAAUAAGCUUGACAGCUAAAGUGUUAUUAUUAUAUGAAAUAUAUUAUAUGUGAUAUGUAACUGUGUUGUUUUUGUAAGAACUCUUAUUAAAUCUUUGAAUUAACUUAAUAAGAGUUACAUUUUUGAUUUAGUUAAAUAAACCAAAGAUUUUUGAUUAUUAUAAACAUUUA
Parasteatoda tepidariorum (common house spider) is the source of this 4044-nucleotide messenger RNA. RefSeq names its product heart- and neural crest derivatives-expressed protein 2. Lineage: Eukaryota; Metazoa; Arthropoda; Arachnida; Araneae; Theridiidae. Gene Ontology annotation, biological process: developmental process; regulation of transcription by RNA polymerase II. The record is from RefSeq and is a predicted model, not a curated record. Gene Ontology annotation, molecular function: RNA polymerase II transcription regulatory region sequence-specific DNA binding; protein dimerization activity; DNA-binding transcription factor activity, RNA polymerase II-specific.